Polypterus senegalus (gray bichir) is the source of this 7119-nucleotide messenger RNA. Its product is annotated as tetraspanin-9-like. The record is from RefSeq and is a predicted model, not a curated record. Gene Ontology annotation, cellular component: membrane. The coding region runs from base 638 to 1630 and encodes 330 amino acids. The transcript has 7 exons. Lineage: Eukaryota; Metazoa; Chordata; Cladistia; Polypteriformes; Polypteridae.
AUUACUGAAUAGAUGAGGCUGGGAUGCCUGAAGGAAAAACCCUUUAGAUGCAGCUCAAAUUAUAGAUCAUUCACUGCAGUGACACUCAACGGGCAAGAAGAGUGGAGUUUGUACAGCUAAUUCCUGAAUAAGAAUCCUGGCAGGGAGUAGCAAGCCGAAUUGGUGUGUGAGCAGAGGAAAAGACAGACUGAAGGAAGGGACAAGCACAGCUUGUGAAAGUCUCCAGUGCCCCAGUAGUGCUGAUAAAGUCUGCCGGUGAUGGAUUGCUAAAGCUGCUGAAUUUCGCAGUUCACAAUUAUUUUGCAAGGCACGGUGAUCAACUGUAAAGUUUGCAUUUUAAACAUGAAAAGGAACAGGAUCAAAUCUGCCAAAUGACUGCACAUUUUUGAAUUUAUUUGAAUGUAAAGCAAUGAAGAAUAAGUACACUUAACGGGUUUCUUUUUUGUUUUUCCUGAAUGUAUGUCAUCUCAGAAGUGGAUACUUGAUCCAUACUGGUUUUGCCAUAGAAUCAAAGCAGCAGGAGCAUCAGUCAGACAGUAUAAUUUACAUUUUACACGGUAUACGUACACUUUUCUCUUACUUAAAUACCAAGUCAUGGUAAAAAGUGAAAGUAGAACCUUUGCAUCAUCAAAAGACAAUGGAGAAGUCAAGUAGUGAGGAAUCGUCAAUUCAACGUAGCCCAUCUGUCGACAGCAGAGACUCUGACUUUGCAAAAGCUUCUACAUCGGGAAGGCAGUUUGGUGGACGGGGUUUUACAGCGGGUGCUUUCUAUGGCUCCACUGGCUCUCGUGGUCAAAGACACACUACUGGUCCAAAGGAUGAUAAAUACUGUGCACCUAAAGGCAGCAAAUACGUAGUAUUUUACCUGGAUCUAUCCUUUGUGUUCCUUUUAGAAUUUAAGAAGUGCAACAUGGCAAGGGGAUGUCUCUGUUUUCUGAAGUACAUAAUGUUCCUCUUCAAUCUCAUUUUCUGGCUCUGUGGAUGUGGGCUGCUUGGAGUAGGAAUCUGGCUAUCUGUCUCACAGGGAAGCUUUGCCACUUUUUCACCCACCUUCCCAUCACUGUCUGCUGCCAACCUUGUAAUUGCAAUUGGCUCGAUUAUCAUGGUGACAGGUUUUCUUGGAUGCUUGGGUGCUAUUAAGGAAAACAAGUGCCUCCUUUUAAGUUUUUUCAUUGUCCUAUUGAUUAUUCUUCUGGCAGAAUUGAUUUUGCUGAUCCUCUUCUUUGUGUAUAUGGACAAGGUAAGUGAAAAUGCAAAGAAGGAUCUGAAGGAUGGGCUGGCUUUGUAUAACACAGAGUACAAUGUUGGGCUCAAAAAUGCAUGGAAUAUUAUUCAAGCAGAGUGGAAGUGCUGUGGGGUGACAGAUUACAGCGAUUGGUAUGAUGCUCUCAAGGAACAAGUGGUUCCUGACCGUUGCUGUCAAGAACAUUACCAAGAUUGUGGCCGCAAUUCCACCAGUUUGUUCUGGCCAACGGGUUGCUAUGAUGCAAUCAGGAACUACCUUGCUGAAAAUAAACAUGUCUUUGGUAUCAUUGGAAUGUGUAUCUUAAUAAUACAGGUACUUGGGAUGGCAUUCUCCAUGACACUCUUUCACCAGAUCCACCGAACGGGUAAAAAGUAUGAUGCUUAGUACAACGGCACUGAAAGAGAAGUAUGCACCCUCAUCUGAUCUGACCUAACGUUUGAUGAAGCACCAGCUGUAAUCCUUGGCCACAAUUCUAACCAGAUACCUUUGGGUCAGAAUACCACAGAGACCUUUUUCUUAUUUUGUAUUUCACUGUUAAUUUGCCAAAGAUUUGAAUUGACAGCACAGAUUAUGACUAAACGUCAAGGGUUAAGGCAAGAAUGUUCUGAGACUUCUUUAGUCUUUCCUUUUUAUGUCUUGCCUGACUAACAUUAUCUGGGACAAUAUCUGCAUUGCUUUACUAACAGUAUUCAAACUGCUUUGAAAAAGGCAAACUACCUUUCUUGGACACUUUCUACAAAGUUUUAUUCCUAAAUGGAUGAGAAAACUAACCAAAGGCAAAUGCCCUAAUAGUGAGUCCCAUAGCAGUACUUUAAGCCAUUGAUGUCUACUUUUCCACUUAACUCAAAAUUAUCACUUUUUAUUAAGCAUAUGUGAUUCUGAUGAAGCUUAUGGGGGUUGAUGUGUAAAAAGUACACACACACAAAGACAAACAAUUAAAGCAAUAUGUUAAAAGUGAACAUUCAGGAACACAUCUUAUCCAGGAAGAAGCUCAACGUUUUUGCAAACAUUUAUAUAACCUGCACUACAAAGGAAAGUCGAAAGCAGUGAUUUCAAGAAUGAUUCUGUGACGAACAGUACAGUUUCAGAUAACAUGCUGCUUUCUUAUUUUACUCUGCCGUCUUUCCUUGAGCCCAUCUCCUUUUUUCCCAACUUGAUGGUUUCGUUUUUUUAUGUAAAGAUAAACCAAAAGGGGUCAUAGCUUGUGUAGUCUAGGGGUCUGUGAAACUCGUAAAUGACAUUCUGCAGCUCUUUAACAACAUUGGGAAAAAACAAAUACUGAAUCUACAACUGAGAAACAAAAAUAAAAUGGCCUUCUGUUUUAUACACCAUACUGUAGGUGUAGAAUAAUGAAACAAAUGUGACUCCGUCUAUGUCUUUGAUCAUUGACGGUUUCCUGAAAGAUUUUCGUCUUUUUGAAAUGUAUGAAUGCACUGCAGAAACUGGUGUUCAGUUCUCUAGGCGGAUCCUUUAGGCAAGUGGAUGCAAGUUCAGUUUAAGGUGGUUUAGUGUAACAAAUCAGUAAAGGUUAUGCAGUAGUUUAGAAGGCAGCUUGUUUUAAAGUAUUUGGUUGUCUUUAUUGUUCACUAGCCAGCAUUCACUCACAUUUUAUAUUUCAAGAUAGACUGCCCCAAAAUAACAUAAUGCAAUAUGCAGUUUGUUUAUGUUUUCCACUAUUUUUUUUAAUGGCUCAAGGUGUGUUGCAGUCCUCUUCCAGUGCAGGUUGUAUACAGUGUUUGGGGUGGCAGAGCUUUAUUAAUGUAAGUCCUCAGUACUUAUUGUAUUAUCAAAAAUAGUAUUUUUGUUCAUAACUCAUAACUUACAUUGUCUCUUAUUUAUGUCUAUCUGGCACACAUUGAACAAAAAAUGGUUACUUUUAAGGUGUGGUCGAACAAGACCAUGUCCACAAAGUGUGAGUAUGAUUUGCAUACACUAUACUUGUUUUUUCCCAGUAUGAUUUUUUUUUUUUGUUUUUGUUUUUGUUGUAAUUGUUUUUUAAUUGAGAAAUGACAGCAACUCUUAUCAUGGUGCAAGUUCCCCUAAAACAUUCCUGCUAAGAUACCCAACUAAAUACCUCUAAUAUGAAUGCUGCUUAAACUUCUACAGUCCAGCUCUUAUUUCAACAAAGACGGCAUCUUCAUCUUAAGUCAUAGCUGCUUUUAAAAAGUGAAAGUCUGCACAUUUGACUGAACAGGCAAAUUCUCCCCUCUGUACUUGAUGAAAGAAUUUUUCUUUACUUGAUUAGAAGAGAAAAAAAAAACAUGCCUAGAAAUAUUUGUGCAUUAAACACAUUGAAGAAAAAGUGCAACUAAUAAUCCCUUUGUUUUUUUAUUUAAUGUAAUGGUGGCGGGCACUUGUGUUGGUGGAUGUAGGUAAGUAAGUUGUAGGCAUGGGACCAGAGCUGUCAGGGUUCUUACACUCAUUUGUAGUAAGGACAGAGACAUUGAAGGCUGAUAAGAAAGAACUGUUGACAUAAGGCUAGUUUGCUGCUAGUUUUGAUGUCUGCCAAUCAUACAUUUCCCAAAGGCAGACUGAGAAGAUGAAAGGGGAUUCAAUAAGUUCUAGGCAUGAUGCAAAUUCUGAUAUAUGCACUUUUCGAUUUUCACUCUUUCUAAUUUCAAAUCUAACACACAUAAAGGUGUCAACCAGUAAGAGUAUUUUAAAAUACAGUUUCAAUAAUAGUAGUAAAUGUUAUGUACUGUCCUUAAAAUGUGUCAUGUCCAGGAUGCUUUUAUAAUUUUUAUAGGACAAUGUGAAAAUGUCAUUUUUGCACCGAACCAAAGUUAAAAAAUGCAGUCUAAAAAUGACAACUUGAACUUCCCUAGUGCUGUUCAUCUGAAGAGUUGCGUUUCGUUUAAUUCCAUUUCUAUAAGUGUGUGAAAUAGAAGCUGCACAAAUUUUUUUAUUACGUGUAAUGUGAUGAGUCCCAGACGUGCCUAUAAUAUGUCCUUCACCAUGAACUGAAUUUAAUUUAACCAUAGCUGACAUGGUGACCCUAGAGAAUACAUUCAUCCAUGCCUAAAGUUUUAAGGUAACCAACAUUCGUUUGGUAUAUGGUGAUGGAGUGUUUUUAAAAUACGUUUAACAUGACCUUUUGAUGGAUAUUGAAUUCUUCAGCUUGGUUUUGCCAGACUUUGUAACAUGUCAUACUCCAUGUCUGGCAGACACGAGGUGGGACUAGAUUUGUUGGUUUGAAAUUGUAGUGUGGGGAUUGUCACCUUCUAAGUACUUUGCUGAUGUUUAACUGCACACAAUUCAUAACAUAUAUUUUCUUAAAUACAUUUGUUUAAUGAAUUACUUAUAUGCUAUUUACUUACAGGUGAUAACUUUUUGUUUCAGUUUUUAACUGAAUAUAUAUAUUAUAUACUGUAUGUAUAGAGAGAGAGAUAUGAUAUCAGUCAAACACUUAUCAUUUAUAUUACUGACCUAAAUGAUCCAUAUACAGUAUGUUUGGGUAUACAUUUUAUGUGAGGGCCUCAUAAUAUUUCACUUCCAACAUAUUUGAACACAAAGUCCAAGUUUCUUCUGCAGUCCACUUACAUAUUUUUAUUUUUAAUAUGCUGCAGUCUUUUCAGCAGCACUGUAUUACAAUAAAUAGUGUGCAGAAUAUAACAAAUACAGAGGAGGAGGAAGGCUGUGUAAUGUACAGUGAGGCUAAAACAGUCUAAACAUUUCAAACAGGCACAGUAUGAUGCUUGUUUAUUUUGCUGGUGAUCCAGCGAAAUACAUUUUAAAAACAUGUAACAGUGUAUUUGACAAAUGCCUUCUGAUUUGUAGUUUGGUGUGUAUGGUAAGAGACUUUUGUGAAACACUAUUACUUUGUUUUUAGUUGUGAUAGCCAUAGGACAGAUCUUUACAUGCUACAAAGUAGAAUGUGUGGAUCCUGCUAAAUUAUUUUUGACUGAACUGGUGCUGCCAAGAUUAACCUGUGCCGAUCAAGUGUGAAGAAACAUGCAUUGUGUGGUGACUUUUGCACAGCAUAGCAUGUUGAUGUUGGUGAAGGUGAAAUACAGCCACUUCUCUGGCACUUAGGUUUCCAGUCAUUUCCAUAUGAAAUCUCCAAGUACUUUACAGUAUUUAAAAAAAGAAACACAUUUUCAAAAAAAUAGAAUAUUUACUCAACUUCGUUCUGACGAGUUUUGUAUCCUUUUUUUUUUAGCAUGCUGGGUUUUUUGUAAGAGAAAAGCAAGUAAUAAUAAAAGACUAGUGAAUAUUGUGUGUCAGCUAUACAAAUACUGUUUCAUCGAUAACAUCUGAACUGAGGAUUAAGCAAUAUACUUUUUUAUAUUAUUUCUGUGUCCUAAUUUGGAUAGAAGUAUUUUAUUGUGCAAUUUUGCACAUUAUUUGCUUUUAUAAGAAAUGGUUUGUAUGAAUUUAAACCAUAAUGCAUUGUGUCUGUGUGCACGUGUGUGUAUAUUAUGCAUAUAUACACAAAAUUUUAAAGAUUGGAGACUUUUUGCAAUUUGGAUACUUGCAACAUGAGGUAUCAACCUGCUGUCUUCAGGUGGGUGUAUGUUGUUAUGAGACAGAGUGCAUUUUAUUUACAUUUUUAUCCUGUGGAACGAUAGAAUGUUGCGAUAAUUUCAAAUUUUCUGUCUAGUUGUAUUCCUAUACAAAAUUGAAUACAUAUUUUUAAAUAUGCAAAUGCAGCUUUUCUAUCAAUAUUUCAGUGUGAUAUAAAUUAAAAAUGUAUAUACAACUUGGUACAGAAUAACACUUUUUAAAAUGUUGUUUAUUUUCAUUAGAAUACUACAAGGCCAUGUCUUGUUAAAUUUACUGAGUGCACCUACUGUUUAUAAUAAUGGUAAAGGAUUUGUGUUUAUUAAUCAUUUAUCUAUUCUGUAUUGCAAGUUUGUUUUUAGAAUGAUGAAAAUGUUAUUACUGAGAGAUUUUUCAAUUACCACAAUAUAGGCAGAAGUAAUACAUACACGAGUUUCGGACUAUUGAUUCAAAAAACAAGUUGGUGAAGUUGUUUUUAGAUCACAAUGGUGUAUAAGCUUGACCCCGGUUUAAUCUGUAGGUUAGUAUUCUACAUAUUUACUGAAUUCAUGUUUGUUGUUUUUGUUCUUUCUUUUUCUUUUAAACUAAAGAAUUUAAGAUGAAUCUGACCAGUCUUCUCAGUUAUUUGUAUUUACCGUAGUAUAUAUGUUAAGUCAUGGAACCUCUUGUAAAGUGCUGUUUUAUUUGUAUGUGUUUCGGUCAAACAAUCCUUCAUCUGUCUUUAAUUGUCAUCAUCAUCAAGCGAUUUUAGUUGAUCAAGCAUCAUACUGUUUUUUUGUUUGUUUUUUUACACACACAAACUGUCCUUUUAAGCAUUGACUGUAUUUAUCCUGCUAAGUGUUAAUGAUGGUAUAUCUUUAUGCUUUUAAAAGCCUACUGUUUUUUGUUUGAUAUUUCUUGCCUUGUUUAGCCACUGUCUUUAUCUCAGUUAUUUUCAAUGCCAUUAUUAUAAAGGAAUGACUGUUUAGGUUUAAAUUACUGCAGAUCUGAAAGAUAUUUGAAAUAAGAAGUUAGGUGUUAAGCACAACAAUAUUGCAGGUAUUAUGUUAUACAAUAGAUACUGCAUAAUAAACAACAUUAUGAUUUGAAAGUAUUAUGUCACAAGAAAGUCUGUAAGUGAAAUGCACUCUGAAUGUCUAUUUGUAACUGCUGGUGCAAUAAGAAAAAAAAAUUGUAUGUUCUUAAAAGGAAAAAAAAAAACUCAUUUACAAAUCCAUCCGAUGCCUUUUUGAGUUUUUUGUUUUGUUUGUUCCUGUCUCUUUUGUUGAGGUGCUCCACUCUCCCAAUUACGGUAAGUGCUAAGUGAGCAACUAAAGUCUACAUAGACAAGACAUUUGUACUGAAACAUUAAAGUAAAUGAGGUUCAUUAUUUA